Pygoscelis adeliae (Adelie penguin) is the source of this 864-nucleotide messenger RNA. Its product is annotated as vespryn-like. Gene Ontology annotation, molecular function: protein binding. NCBI's taxonomy places the organism in Eukaryota, Metazoa, Chordata, Aves, Sphenisciformes, Spheniscidae. Bases 95 to 679 code for a protein of 194 amino acids. The record is from RefSeq and is a predicted model, not a curated record. The transcript is spliced from 4 exons.
UGGCAAAACCCUGAGCAGCUGCGAGGUGGCGAAGGCCCCAAUCCCGGAGCUGGUUUCCCCGGAGCUGCAGAGGACCGUUAAGAGCCUCUCUGAGAUGACCCAGCUGGUCAUGGAUGUGGUGGCCGAAUUCAAAGUGAAGCUGCUGAGCGAGAUGGACAGAGAAAGGGUGAAGGUGACACUGGACCCAGAGACGGCAAGCCCAUACCUGAUCCUAUCGAAGGACCACAAAACCGUGCGGCUGGGAGAAUGGCAGCAAAAGCUCCCCGACACCCCCAAGAGAUUCACAGGCAGCCCCAGCGUACUGGGCUCCGAGGGGUUCACGGGUGGGAGGCAUUACUGGGAGCUGGAGGUAGGGGAUGGGGACAGCUGGGCCGUGGGGGUGGCCGUGGAGUCCGUGCGGAGGAAGGACUCGCUCACCAUGGCCAUGGGGAAGAUCUGGGCCCUGCGGCUGGACUGGAAUCGCCAGUACACGGCGCUCCACGUGCUCCCCGCCCCGCUGGAACUGGAGCAAGAGCUCCGGCAGAUCAGGGUCCACCUGGACUACGAAGCGGGCCAAGUGACCUUCUACAAUGUGGAGAAUAUGAUGCAGAUCUUGCAAUUCAAGGCCUCCUUCACUGAGAAGGUCUUCCCAUACUUUUGGCUCUGGUCACAAGAAACCUACAUCCAGCUGUGUGCCUGACAUGGUCGGAUGCCUCCCGGUCCCCUGCCCAUGCCUUUGGCUAGCUGAGCAGGCAAGAGGUGUGGGAAUGAUGCAGCAUCGCGUUGCAAACUCACUGCAGCUCUGCCUGCGCUGGAUCCCCUCUGCACAUUGCUGCAUCUCCUCCUGCCAAGUCCUUUGGAGCAUUAAAGAUGUGUUGUCCUGCC